UUCCUGCGCUAACUUUUUACCAAGCGAAAUAACACGUGACAGUGACAUUGACACACAUUCGUUGCUCUGUAGCUGAUGAACAUUAGUCGUUGUGAUGUGCGGCACCAGUUUGGUGUUUGUUGUUUAGCUCGUGAACCGCACCGCAUGAGCUCAAUCCAAACAGGAAGCAAAGGAUGGCUCUCCCCUGUUUGCGGCUGUGUGCUCGACACAGCAGGUUAGGGCUCCAUGUCUGUAGCUACGCCACACUCAGCAAAGCACCCCGGCCGCAGGAGAAAACCAGCGACGUUCCCGUUUUUCAGUACGUCGGGGAGCGCAGAAAGCCCAGCCACAAAGUGUUCGUAUGGGGGUUCAGCUUCACUGGUGCUCUGGGUAUCCCCAGCUUCAUCGUGCCCGACAGUGGCAGGAAGAAACCCCGCAAGUACCAGCUGACACCUUACCGCCUGGAGACUGAGGGGCAGAUCUCAUCUGCUGCUUGUGGCUACGGCUUCACCCUCAUGGCUUCCUCCACCAAAGAUGUGACCAAGCUGUGGGGAAUGGGCCUCAACAAGGACUCUCAGCUGGGCUUCCAACGCACCCAACACAGCCGCCAUAAGAGCUACGACUACGUACUGGAGCCGUCGCCGGUGGCCCUGCCGCUGGGUAACCCCCUGCAGACCAGAGUGCUCCAGGUUGCAUGCGGCCGGGCUCACUCCCUGGUGCUCACUGACCAGGAGGGCGUUUUCAGUAUGGGCAACAACGCUUACGGCCAGUGUGGAAGGCAGAUAGUUGAAGAUGAAGUGUACAGCGGCAGUCACGUCAUUCACAAGAUAGAGGGCUUCAGCGGCCGGGUCAUUCAGGUGGCGUGUGGGCAGGACCACAGUCUUUUCCUCACCGAGACGGGCAAGGUGUAUGCAUGUGGAUGGGGCGCUGAUGGACAGACAGGACUCGGACACCAUAAUGUUACGUCUACGCCGGCAGAAGUGGGCGGUGAGCUGGCGGGGGUGGAGGUGCAGCAGAUCAGCACAUAUGGAGACUGCAGCCUGGCCGUUUCUAGAGAUGGACAGCUGUAUGGUUGGGGAAACUCUGAAUACCUCCAGCUGGCCUCAGUCGCUGAGGCUACACAGAUCAACUCUCCCCGGCAUCUUCCUUUGAAAGGUUGUGGGAAAGUGGUUCAGGCGGCAUGCGGAGGCACACAAGUGGCCGUUCUCAAUGAGAAAGGAGAGGUGUUUGUAUGGGGAUAUGGUAUUCUUGGAAAAGGCCCAAAACUUUCUGAAUCCUCAACCCCGGAGAUGAUUCCCUCGACGCUUUUUGGAUGCUCGGAGUUCAACCCGUCCGUGGCAGUCACCCGCAUCAGAUGCGGCCUCAACCACUUUGCUGCAGUAACAGAUCGAGGCGAGCUCUUCGUGUGGGGCAAGAAUGUGAGAGGCUGUUUGGGCAUCGGGAAGAGAGACGACCAGUACUUCCCAUGGCGAGUAACAGUGCCAGGGCAAGUGGUGGAUGUAGCGUGCGGCGUUGACCACAUGGUGGCGCUGGCCAAGUCCCUCCUGUGAGCGUUUUCCCCCGCAUUGGACAAAGCCUGGAUGUUUGGCCUGCCCUGUCGGUGACCCCCGGCCACCUCAGGGAGUCGCUUUGGCCCGCUCGGAGCCCCAAAGCCAGCUGCUCUCCACAGGCGACGGAGCCUCACAUCCCUCCGUCCUCCACUGACGCUCAGCGGUCUGCAGGCCAGAGGCAAACGCUGCAUUCAGGUCUUAUCGCAAAGGCCGAAAACAUGAGCUUCUGGCUACAAAAUACUGCCAGCUUUCACAUGGAAAAAUAGGUGUGAAAUAUUUUACCAUUUUGAAGGCCAGUUACAGAAAAACUGGCAGUUGAAAUAAUCUUUACUUCUUAAACUGAGGCAGAAGAAGAACCAGGGCAGAGAGAUUUUUGGGGUUGACAAAUUCCGGUCCACCAGUUUUUGUUUGUGGUUGUCCUCCUGGGUCUACUGUAAAACAAGAACUCAUGUGUCAUCGUUAAGUGUGUGUGCGUUAAGUGUGGAAAAACCCGAUCAAGUGCAGCUGAAGACGACAGAAAAGUUAAAUCCUGCAUCUUGAUCUCUGGCUUCAGAUGAGGUUAAGCACAUGAACUGCAUCAUUUGCCAGUUUGAGACUGUGAACUCAAAAGGAAGCCUGAUGAGAGGAUGUUUCCACAAGAACUAGCUCUCGGCUGACGGUGUGCGGAGAGAAUGAUGAUAUAUAUUGCAUGUAUGAGUCUUUUCUGUACAUUAAACUGCAUGUGCCAUACCUCCAGAAUGCAGCUCAGAAGGUCGCGAGCAGGUUGGGUGCGUUUGGCCUCAAGUUUUAUCGGGAUAUUUUUCAAGAAACCAUUCGCAUAACGAGUUGUUGAGUAUUGAAUUGAAAUUUAUUUAUUGCUCACUGCAUCUAUUUAUCGCUUUUCUGUGACUUUCCAGCUGUUAUCUAAAGGUGGAACUACAUGCAUGUAUAUCGAAAGCACCUUAUUUUAGGUUUGUGUGCUUGCACCUGCACGCUCUUGUCCCUGCAGCUCAUCAGGUGUGCACCAGCAUGGCAGUGCGGAUGGAUCUGGGGGGAAAGAAACCCUUAACCCUGGCGGUGUAGUGUCAUUCUGUGCCCAUUGAGCAAAAUGGGAUCAUCUGUCACUGUGACAAGUGCAAGGGCACAAACCUCCGCCAGAGAUGAGCGGCUCUCCAGUUUGCUGUUAUGCCCACAGACGUUGUGGCUAUCGCUUCAAAUUUAAGGUAAAGGGAUUCCUCAACUUUGUUAACAUACUUGUAGGAUUUAGAAUCUGAUCGCAGUUUCAUACUUAGAUUCAAAAAUUUGUUUCCAAAACCAAAUGUUUGUUUCUUGUCCCCAUGCUUACCCGUCCACCAAAUGUUACUUUCUAAACUUUAGUUAAAUAUCAUUGAGUGUUCUUUUUUUUGGCAUUAUCCUGUUAACUUUCAGACAAACUAACGUGAAAAUGUAAAGGGACAGUUCACCCAAAAUACAGAAAUAAAAGAUAUUUUCCCACUUA
Molecule: messenger RNA, 3006 nt
Organism: Myripristis murdjan (pinecone soldierfish)
Lineage: Eukaryota; Metazoa; Chordata; Actinopteri; Holocentriformes; Holocentridae
Gene: rcc1l
Product: RCC1 like
Exons: 12
Coding region: 174-1529 (451 amino acids)
Biological process (GO): positive regulation of mitochondrial translation
Cellular component (GO): mitochondrial inner membrane
Molecular function (GO): guanyl-nucleotide exchange factor activity; rRNA binding
Source: RefSeq, a predicted model, not a curated record